Messenger RNA from Culex pipiens pallens (northern house mosquito), 1373 nucleotides. RefSeq names its product LETM1 domain-containing protein 1. The record is from RefSeq and is a predicted model, not a curated record. Gene Ontology annotation, cellular component: mitochondrial inner membrane. The coding region runs from base 150 to 1268 and encodes 372 amino acids. Lineage: Eukaryota; Metazoa; Arthropoda; Insecta; Diptera; Culicidae. The transcript has 3 exons. Gene Ontology annotation, molecular function: ribosome binding. Gene Ontology annotation, biological process: intracellular monoatomic cation homeostasis.
ACCGGACCAAAACAUUUUCCGAUCGUUCGAUAGUCGUCUCGUCUCGGCCUGCUCGAUUUGUUAUUAACCCGCGCGCGACGACAGACAGUGGCCGUGUGAAAAUGAUGUAAUUCGAACGCAAAGUUUUUGUUUCAACCGGUUCCCCGAAAAUGUCCCUAACCAUGCUGCGGAGUAUCUGCCGGCAGCAGAACCUGAGACAAGCACCGGCACUCGUGUGCAGUCGGUUUUGCCACGGGCAGGUUCCGAAGGGUGACGGCGACGGCGGCGGCGGCGACAAACAGCAGCCGAAUGCGAAGGAGAAGCUUGCGGUCAAGUACAGCCGGGAGAAUGUUAAGCGAAACGUUCAGGGAUACGUGUUUUCCCGGUUCUUCGACUAUGUUAAGAACUAUGAUAAGGUGUUGGAGAAGCAGUUUCCCUCGGCCAUGCACGUGUACCGGGUGUUUCUGGUCGGGGUGAAGGAAUUCUUCAACGAUAUGAAAAAGCUAGUCAAAAUAACAAAGAUUGUCUACACCCACGACAACGAUCUGCGCUGUUUGACGCGGAAGGAGAUCGAGCUUUACUACCAAAUGCCGCGGGACAUGAAGAAGGUGGCGCCGGUGCUGCUUGUUUCGGCGCUUCCGUUUGCCAACUAUGUGGUGUUUCCACUGGCUUACAUGUAUCCUCGAACAUUUCUGACGUCCCACUUCUGGUCGAUCCAGCAAAAGGGAGAUUUCGCCCAGCAGGAACUCAAGCAAAGGCUGCAAUACAACCGGCGCGUAUUUCGCUGCAUGCAGGCCAAACUGGACUCGAUGCGGAAGACGAAAGAUCCGCAGUUCGAUAAGUGCAGCUACAUUCUCGGUCUGCUGGGCAGCGGCCUGCACCCGACCUCGGCCGAGCUCCUCGACGUCAAGGACCUGUUCACGAGGGCUCCCUUCGGCCUCCGACAUCUUUCAUCCGUACAUCUAAAAUAUCUCUGCCGGUUGCACGACCUACGGCCGGGUCUGAUGCGCCGGUAUCGUCUGUCGGAACGGGCGUACGUCGUGCAUCACAUGGAUUUGGCCAUCAAGCGCGAGGGUGGCGUUCACAACAUGCCAAUCGAGUCCCUGAAGCACGCUUGCUUCCUUCGCGGGCUGAACGCGACCAAUUUGAGCGCCGAAAGUAUGAUCGCGUGGUUGAACGAGUGGGUGGAAGUGUCCUUAAUUAUCAACCAAGACAACAUCAGUCUCUUUCUCCAUCUGCCGAUCCUGCUGUCCUACAAUCACCCCAACAAUUGGAUUUUAAAGGGGUGAACCUUUUUAUUUUGCGUACUCCAGACUAUAUCAAGCGGCUUUUGGUGUUAUUUCCAAACGAUAUGUUAACGUUUUAUUUUGAAAUAAAAGUUGUUUCGGAUAUUC